AUGUCCAAGAAGACCCAAGGCCGCAAGAAAAUUGAGAUCAAGAAGCUAGAGAACUCUAGCAACAAACAAGUCACAUUCUCAAAACGCCGCGCCGGCAUAUUCAAAAAAGCUGGCGAGCUUAGUGUGCUUUGUGGCGCCCAUGUGGCAAUUAUAGUGUUCUCUGGCGCAGGGAAGGUGUUUUGCUAUGGACACCCGAACAUCAACAUGGUGCUCGAGAGCUAUCAAAACGGUCUUAGUUCAGUCGUCAGAGUUAAUGAGGAAGCUGGCGAUUUGCUGGUAGCGGAGUUCAACAAAGAGUACGUGGAGGCGGAGAAGGAGUUUGAGGAUUUGAAGAGGAAAGCCACGGGGAUUAAACAGAUGGCGGAUGAGAAGAAGAAGAUGAUGAAGAAAAUGAACAUGAGUGAGGGGUUUUGGUGGGAUGAGGCUGUGGAUUUGGCAAUGAUGGAUGAACGGGAAGGGGAGCAGUAUUUCAAGGCGUUGGAAGAGCUAAGGCGAAAGGUGGCUGCUAGGGUUGAUGAGUUGAAGAUUUUGAAUGGGACUAUGAUGGGGCCGCCGGUCCCGGCGGUUCAUCAUCGACUUUGUCAUGUGCCGUUCAUGACCACCAAUAAUCGUUUUGGUAAUUGUCAGGACGUCCAAUUUGGUUCUGGUUAUCAUGAUUUAGGGGUUUAA
Rosa rugosa (rugosa rose) is the source of this 669-nucleotide messenger RNA. RefSeq names its product agamous-like MADS-box protein AGL62. Gene Ontology annotation, biological process: positive regulation of transcription by RNA polymerase II. The record is from RefSeq and is a predicted model, not a curated record. NCBI's taxonomy places the organism in Eukaryota, Viridiplantae, Streptophyta, Magnoliopsida, Rosales, Rosaceae. The transcript has a single exon. Bases 1 to 669 code for a protein of 222 amino acids. Gene Ontology annotation, molecular function: RNA polymerase II cis-regulatory region sequence-specific DNA binding; DNA-binding transcription factor activity, RNA polymerase II-specific; protein dimerization activity.